AUGGAGAAGAAACCUUCCAUAUACAUCAUUGGGGCUCAGUGCACCGGCAAGACUACCCUGGUCGAUGCAGUCUCCCAACGUAUACGAAGCGAGCACUCGCACCUUUCCUUCGCCGUUAUCAAGGAGCUUGCUCGCGGCAUCUUGACGACAGCAGAUGUGAACCGAGGCGAUAUUCGAGCCGGGUCGAAGAAAGCGAUGAAUUUCCAGCGCCUGGUGCUCGAGGCGCAGCUGGACGAGGAACAGAGGCUCCAAAGCCACGGAUUCAUCAUCUCCGACCGAUCUGGCAUCGAUCCCAUCGCGUAUGCGAACCUAUAUGGACCACCGCAGGUCACAGAAGAAAUGCUUGAGAUGUCUGCCUGGGCAGCGUUGAAAAAGAGAAUGUGUCAAGGCAUCGUCAUACUCUGCGAACCAGUUCCGGCGUGGCUGUUUGACGACGGCGUGCGGUUGAUGCCCAAAGACACAAGUGAGUGGUUGGAGCUGCACAAUGCCUUCGUCAACCUGCUCCGGCAGAGCGAGAUAGAGUUCGAGUUGUUGCCGGCGACGUGCAGCUUGAUUGAAAAGAGAGUCGCCUUUGUGCUUGAAAGUUGGGAAGCCCGGGCGAGGCACGUGUCCAGAUUAACAGUCUCAGCUCCAUCAGCGACAACGAGCUCCCAACUCUAG
Molecule: messenger RNA, 660 nt
Organism: Fonsecaea erecta
Lineage: Eukaryota; Fungi; Ascomycota; Eurotiomycetes; Chaetothyriales; Herpotrichiellaceae
Exons: 1
Coding region: 1-660 (219 amino acids)
Source: RefSeq, a predicted model, not a curated record